This is a messenger RNA of Mastomys coucha (southern multimammate mouse), 3813 nucleotides long. Its product is annotated as transmembrane protease serine 11F. The record is from RefSeq and is a predicted model, not a curated record. The coding region runs from base 231 to 1640 and encodes 469 amino acids. Gene Ontology annotation, cellular component: extracellular region; plasma membrane. Gene Ontology annotation, biological process: proteolysis. The transcript has 12 exons. Gene Ontology annotation, molecular function: serine-type endopeptidase activity. Lineage: Eukaryota; Metazoa; Chordata; Mammalia; Rodentia; Muridae.
GUCAGAGGUAAAGGGUUAAGUCUAAGAACAGGAGGGUGUGUUUAUGUCUUUGACUGCUUGGAUCUCCGAAGAAAGAUUCCAGCAUCAUUUUCAACAACUGCAAACUGAAGAAGCACAUGCUAUGUGAGGAAGGAACAAUUUCAAGGUAAUAAGCCAAAAGCCUCCCAGCCCUGACCUGGCUGAUACAGAUCAGAUGGUGACUGGAUAGCAACCUUCCUAGUCCUGGGUCCAUGAUGUAUGCUACUGCUGACAACCUCACCAACGAAAGAGCUCUCCCAAAGACAUUGCACUGCCAUCAGCUGAACGAAGUCAGGCUGUUGCAACCAUUAAGACCAGUCGAAUUUGCAGAAGAUGAAUACCCACGAAUCGAAUACCACAGAAGACAACAACAAUUUUGGGACCCUAUACGACUAGCUCUGUUCACAUUGGCAAUUGUCGCGAUCACAGGAAUCACAAUUGGCAUCGUCACUCAUUUUGUUGUCGAAGAUGACAAGUCGUUUUAUUACCUUGCCUCUUUUCAAGUCACAAACAUCAAAUACAAAGAAAAUUAUGGAAUCAGGUCAUCAAGAGAGUUUAUAGAAAGAAGUCAUCAGAUUGAGAGAAUGAUGUCUAGGAUAUUCCGACGUUCUUCUGGAGUGGGUAGAUUUAUCAAGUCCCAUGUUAUCAAGAUAAGUCCAGAUGAACAAGGCAUAAACAUUCUUAUAGUGCUCAUGUUUCGAUACCCAUCUACUGAUAGUGCUGAACGAAUCAAGAAAAAGAUUGAAAGGACUUUAUAUCAAAGUCUGAAGAUCAAACAGCUGCCGUUGACUAUCAAUAUCCCAUCAUUCAGCCUCACACCCAUUGACAGCAAAAAGAUGAGAAAUCUUCUCAAUAGCCGAUGUGGAAUAAGAAUGUCAUCUUCAAACAUCCCAUUACCAGCAUCCUCUUCUACUGAACGAAUUGUCCAAGGCAGGGAAACAGCUAUGGAAGGGGAGUGGCCCUGGCAAGCUAGCCUACAGCUCAUAGGGGCUGGCCAUCAGUGUGGAGCCACACUCAUCAGCAACACGUGGCUGCUCACAGCAGCUCAUUGCUUCUGGAAAAACAGAGACCCAAGUAAAUGGAUUGCCACUUUUGGUACAACUAUAACACCACCUUUAAUCAAACGAAGUGUUGGGAAGAUUAUCAUCCAUGAAGAGUACCACAGAGAUAGCAAUGAAAAUGACAUUGCUCUAGCUCAGCUAACCACCCGUGUAGAGUUUUCAAAUGUGGUUCAGAGAGUCUGCCUCCCAGAUUCGUCUAUGAAACUUCCACCGAAAACAAGUGUUUUUGUCACAGGUUUUGGGUCUAUUGUAGAUGAUGGGCCUACACAAAAUAAACUCCGGCAGGCCAGGGUGGAAACCAUUGGCUCUGAUGUGUGCAACAGAAAGGAUGUGUAUGAUGGCUUGAUAACUCCAGGAAUGUUGUGCGCAGGAUUCAUGGAAGGAAAAAUAGAUGCAUGUAAGGGUGAUUCUGGUGGACCUUUGGUUUAUGACAAUCGGGACAUCUGGUACAUUGUGGGCAUUGUAAGUUGGGGGCAAUCUUGUGCUCUUCCAAAUAAACCUGGAGUCUACACAAGGGUGACUAAGUAUCGAGACUGGAUAACCUCCAAGACUGGCCUCUAAAGUAUACUGUUGUGAAUGAUGGCUAUAGCCCAUGGAGCAGGAUGCCUGCAGAUUGUACAGUAUCACUUAGAGUUGUGAAUUAUAGCCACAACCCAUGGAGCAGGAUGCCUGCAGAUUGUACAGUAUCACUUAGAGUUGUGAAUUAUAGCCACAACCCAUGGAGCAGGAUGCCUGCAGAUUGUACGUUAUGGGCAUUAUUACUUAGAGUCACGGGGGUGUAAAUGAGUGCUUCUACCAGAUGUCAAGGAACUCUUCAGAUGGAGAUCAAUUUAAUAUCAUGAGGUGGCUUUUUGUGCAUAAACUUUUACCAAGAAGGAAGAAAACUUAGCAAAUGACAGUCAGCACUGGUACCUCACUCAUAAAAGUGACUCGUUAAUGUGACAAACACAAAUAGCUUCCCUCAGGAUAUAAAGAGCUGCCAGGCUGCUACGGUCUUACCUCAUAUGAUGCAUAGAGCUCUGGGACUCAUCUUACAAACAUCAGCAUCUUCCUUAAGGAUUAAAGACACAAGCAUUUUAGAACUCACGACUGGACAUUCAACUGCUACAAUGAAGGAGUGUGGAACCUGCGGUAAAACUUGAACUCUAACCUGGGUUUGCAGCUGACUGGGAAGAGCGUUAUUCUCAACCACAGGAACUGUCAUCAUUUAAAUGCAUAUGAACUUGCCAUGACACUAUAUAAUGCCCUCAAGCAGUGGCUUUCGGAAGCCAGUUGCAUUGUUAAGAAGCAUUUCUAGCUCACUCUUUUAGCAGUAUCUUGCCAUCCACAUAUCAAUCAUAGUUAGCCCAGCAAAGAGAAAAAUAAACUUAUUAAAAGUAUUUUCCUACUAGUAUAGAAAGGAUAGAAGGAAGCCGAUGAAAGCAGAAUUAUCUGAAAAAAAUAAUUAGUAUCCAGGGCACUCUAAACUUUUGAUGGAAUGUGUUAUUCAAAUAUUUAUUUAGAAAUAUAGACAUAAGCAAAUGGUAGCUGAUGCUUUUAUAAAUUACCAGCUCAUUGUCAAGUUAUAUGUCUAUCAAAAUGUCAGGUGGGAAGUGCCUUAUGUAAAACACUUAGUACAGUGCUUACUAUAUACUAAGUACUAAGUAAUAGUGAGUGUCCCAGCUAAAGGGCUUAACUAUGGUUCAAAUCCUGGUGGUGGGCAUAGUGUUAGUGAGCCCGUAUUGUCUGAGUUAGGCCAGUGGCUCAUGAACUUUGUCUCUGCCAAAUGCAAAGUAUGUGCUUUUAUGCAAAUGACCCAAUAUCUCUCUGUUAAUUAGCUCUUUCAUCUGGAUGGUGUGAAUAAAAAUACUACCUCAUUGUGGGUUUUUGUUUGAGGAUUGCAUGUAUUAAUACAUGUAAAGUAUUUGCAACAACCUCUGCACACAGUAAGUUCUCAGGAUGAAUAAGCUACUAUCAAUAUUAAUGUUCCUUGGACUUUUAAAAGCACUUUGUAUUUUUAAAUGCCCUGCUCCUUCAAAAGACGCAAAUAAUUUCAAAGUACUUUAAGUUUCAUUGUUGAAAAACAGAUGGAAUAUCAGGUUUUCAAAAUCACUUUUAUGUUUCCUGGAUUUAAUUUUGAUCUGUGUCUACUGUAGGCAUGUACUCAGAGGAUGAUGCCCACCAUGCCUGGGGUAAAACUAUAGCCAAGCAUCAGUAUUCACCUCCGGCCCUCAGCUGUGAGGCUUGUAUGUGUUAUUUUGACUUAGCAGACAAAAAUUGUGGCAUAGCCAGCCUUUAAUGGCUAAAAGUUUUGCUUUGGUUUUAGUUUACAUAUAAUUGGUUUUAUGUAACAUUUGUAACUGAGAUUAAUAUAACUUUCAAAGUCUCCGAGUUGCUUUAACUUGCAUCUCAAUGAGCUACGAGCACACAGAAGUCAUGUCUGGUCAUUUAAAAACUUAAAGUUGGGCAUGAUUGAUGUUGGAAUUUUCUUUUAAUUUAAAUAAACUCCUACUUUUGGUAGAUAUGGAAAAGAAAAUCUGUUUACCAAAAAGCCCUUUAUUCUUUCCUUUGUAAGUUUCUAACAAUGGAUACAUGCUUGUAUGUAAUUUUAUUUAUAUUUCAUCAGACUGUGAUAACUUUUUUUAAGUUUUUGUGAAACUCUGUAUACUAAUGUAAAUCUUUCCAUGCUUAGUUAGAUUGAAUUAAAUGAUAAUUUAACAUGAUUAAGAGUAAUAAAUAUAAAGUGAUAUGAAAU